AUGCCUACGAAGAAGAUCAAACGCACAACCACCACCACCACCACGACUACCAAGUCUUCUAAGUCGGCAAAGGUAUCGAGUACCUCGAAGAAGAACCCACUGUUUGCAUCGACGCCUAAAAAUUUUCGCAAGGGCAAUGACAUUCAGCCUAAGCGUGAUCUGUCCCGUUUCGUUCGUUGGCCACGUUACGUCCGCCUCCAGCGUCAGCGUAAGAUCCUAUACCAGCGCUUGAAAGUACCACCAUCGAUCAAUCAAUUUUCCAACACUGUGGAUAAGAACGUGGCUACUGAUCUAUUUAAGCUGUUGCUCAAGUACCAACCUGAAACUAAGGCUGCUAAAACUUUGCGUUUGCGUAACAUUGCUGCCGGAAAGCAGGAAGCAACGGCGCCACCUGCAGUUGUCAAGUUUGGUUUGAACCACGUUACCUCCCUGAUUGAGAACAAGAAGGCUAAGCUUGUAGUGAUUGCCCACGACGUGAACCCUAUUGAGCUUGUCGUAUUUUUGCCUGCUUUGUGCCGUCAAUUCGACAUUCCAUACUGCAUCGUCAAGGGAAAAGCUCGUUUAGGUCAACUCGUGCACCAGAAAAAUGCCGCUGUGGUGGCUCUGACACACGUGAACAAAGAAGAUAAAGCCAAAUUCGACUCGCUUUCACAAGUCUUCCGUGCAAAGUUUAACGAGGACUCUGCUACCCGUCGUAAAUGGGGUGGUGGUAUCAUGGGCUUGAAGACCCAAAAGAAGCUUGAGUUGCGCGAGAAGGCGAUUGCCGCCGAGGCUGCCAAGAAGGCUCAGUACUAA
This is a messenger RNA of Plasmopara halstedii, 795 nucleotides long. Its product is annotated as ribosomal protein rpl7a. Gene Ontology annotation, biological process: ribosome biogenesis. The coding region runs from base 1 to 795 and encodes 264 amino acids. NCBI's taxonomy places the organism in Eukaryota, Oomycota, Peronosporomycetes, Peronosporales, Peronosporaceae. Gene Ontology annotation, cellular component: ribonucleoprotein complex. The transcript is spliced from 2 exons. The record is from RefSeq and is a predicted model, not a curated record.